This is a messenger RNA of Pyrus x bretschneideri (Chinese white pear), 1065 nucleotides long. RefSeq names its product thylakoid membrane protein slr0575. Lineage: Eukaryota; Viridiplantae; Streptophyta; Magnoliopsida; Rosales; Rosaceae. The record is from RefSeq and is a predicted model, not a curated record. The transcript is spliced from 9 exons. The coding region runs from base 1 to 894 and encodes 297 amino acids.
AUGGCAACGCAAGCACUAUCAACUCCAACUGCAAUUGCAAGAGGAAGCAGCAGCUUCUGCCGCUACCAUGACGUCAACCCCCACCACUUUCUCUCUCUGCGUGACCAUAACACGGCCUCAUCAUCAUCCAGGCCCAUCACCAGCUUCCUCAUCCACUUGGAUCCCAUUGGAUUCAGAGCCAACCAACUCUCGAAGUCCAAGCCCAAAUUGGCCAUCCCGAGAGCCGCCGACUCCUCUACCCAGCCUUCCACCCUCCCCUCCACCUCCACCGCCGGCAAAACCAUCGUUCCCGACGACCAGUUCUCCCUCGCUAAGGUUUCAUUUGGGGUUAUUGGUCUUGGUGUUGGGGUUUCACUCUUGUCGUAUGGUUUCGGGGCGUACUUUAAUAUCCUUCCCGGGUCUGAAUGGUCAGCAUUGAUGCUCACAUAUGGCUUCCCUCUUGCAAUCAUUGGUAUGGCAUUCAAGUAUGCUGAACUAAAGCCGGUGCCAUGCUUGACUUAUUCGGACGCCCUGCAAUUAAGGGAAACAAGUGCCACGCCGAUCCUUACACAGGUCAGGAAUGAUGUUACAAGGUAUCGCUAUGGAGAUGAACAGCAUUUGGAUGAGGCAUUGAAACGAAUCUUCCAGUAUGGUCAGGGUGGAGGAAUUGCUCGGAGGAGUGCACCUACUCUCCAAAGUAUUCGUGAAGAGGUCACCGGAGAUGGUAGAUACUCAUUAGUCCUGGUGUUUGAGGCAAAAGCUUUGCAGUUAUCAGAUUUUGAACAACGACAGGCCAAGUUUGCUUCAUUCUUCGGACCAGGAAUCACAGCUGAAGUUGGCAAGGGAGAAAAUAAUCUAUACGAAGUCCGACUUAUUUCCAACUCCAACGCUAAACCGUCUGCAUCACCGUUGUAAACAAAUGUAUUAUAGUUUGAUCAAAUACUGCUAUGUAGUGUAGUUUCAUAUUACACAGCUUUUGUUACUUGUAAAACUUUUGUUUAUAUUCAGUUAGCAAAAGCUUUAUUGUAUGACACAGAAUUUUGAAGAAUCAGAAAGAUGAGCAAAAAUUGAAGUCAUUGUUACUCA